UCAUUGAAGUGUUUCAAUGGAGCAAGUCGAAGAUGAGCCUGGAAAUAAAAGAGCAAAGUGAGGUGUCUCCAUUUUUAUCGGAUGCUGCCAGGAGUGCAGCCAUCGACAACAAGGAGAAAGAGAUUAAGGAUGCACAGCAUGAAAAUGAUGAUAUUAUGUGUGGCUUCUGGAUAUUUAAAGGACCGCUUCUACAAAGAUUCGCCACGGAAACAAUGUAUGUUACAAUAUAUGGCGUAUCUGGCUGUUUUAUGGCUAUGUGCUUUGCCUAUUUUAGUGGCACAAUCACAACACUGGAAAAACGAUAUAAGAUACCAACGAAAACCUUGGGUAUUAUAUCGGUCGGUAAUGAUAUGACCACAAUGUUUGGGUCAGCCUUGAUAGGCUAUUAUUUGAGGAAAGUUCAUCGCCCUCGCUGGAUGGGCAUAGGUCUGUUUACAAUUGUUAUAUUCUGUUUACUGAACUGCUCGCUACAUUUUAUAUAUGGUGCUGGCGAGGAUGCUUUAAAGCUCACUCGCGAGUUUGGCGAUUUGCAAAAUAUCACUGGAAAUUUAACAGGCUCACAUAAGGAUCAAAAACUAUGCAUGUCUGAGGAAUCCACUUGCAUGCAGGAGAAUAGCAUCUGGGGACCUCAACUAAUCUUGUUUGGAGCACAGUUCAUAUUAGGAAUUGGGCAGGCACUCUUCAUUGUAAUAGGCCUUGCCUACAUGGAUGAUAACACCACCAAGUCCAAAACGCCAGCCAUGCUGAGCUUCUCCACUUUUCUGCGCAUGCUGGGCCCGGCUGUCGGAUAUUCGCUGGCCUCUGUGUGCCUGCGUUGGUAUAUAGACCCGACAACGGAGCCUCUAAUCAAGCCCGAAGAUCCGAGAUGGCUGGGAGCCUAUUGGAUCGGCUGGCUCAUUUUGGCAGCCAUCACAUUUCUAAUCGCAUGCUUGAUGACUCUGUUCCCAAAGGAACUGCCCAGCACGAGGGCGAGGCGCUUAAAAUGCGAGAAAGAUGACAUACAGAACCCAAUGGACCAACAGAUGGACCUAUCAUUGAGCGGCAUGUGGUGCUCCCUCAAACACUUGGCGACAAACAAGGUCUAUGUGUACAAUACUUUUGCAUCAAUUCUUUACUUCUUCGGAUACAUGGUUUACUGGAUAUUCACACCGAAGUACAUUGAGACGCAAUAUCAGCAGUCGGCAUCCAUGGCAACAAUGGCUACUGGAACCGUUGCUCUCGGAUUCUCUGCUGGGGGUGUCCUUCUCUCUGGCUACAUUGUAUCCAAGUAUCAGCCGAGCGCUCGUUCUAUGGCUGCUUGGAAUGCCAUUGUUGAUUUCCUUACCGUUGCUGGAAUUUUGUGCUAUGUGGUUAUUGGCUGUGAGGGCAGCGACAAGUUAAGCUCCAUGGCGGUGACCAGUGCAGAUAGCUGCAGUGCCUCCUGCCACUGUGAAUAUGUACACUAUGCCCCGAUCUGCAGUCCCAACAAUGACACCUACAUAUCCGCAUGUCACGCCGGCUGCACCGACAACACCAAGGAUCAACUGGGGCGUACUUUGUAUACGGGAUGCCAAUGUAUAGCUCCAUCGAACUCAACAUCUGUCCCAGAAUUGCAAUACGCGGUGGACGGUCCUUGUCAUGUUGAUUGCUUCAAUCAGUUUCUCAUUUUCCUGGCCGUCAUGUGUUUCCUUAAGCUUGUUGGUGCAAGCAGUAAGUCCACGAAUCUGCUAAUUGCCUUGCGUUGCAUUCCGCCUGAGGAGAAGAGUUUUGCCUUGGGAGUAGGCAGUAUGGUGGCAUCGUUGCUAGGCUUUAUACCCAGUCCCAUUUUUUACGGCUGGCUCAUAGAUAAAUACUGUUUGGUAUGGGGCAAGACGUGCAGCAAUAAGGGCAACUGUUGGCUGUACGACACACAAGCGUUGCGAUAUACUCUCAAUCUUUCGGCAGCGUCAUUUAUCGUCUUGGGCGGCUUUAUGAAUAUCGCUGUUUGGUAUCACGCCAAGAACCUAAAAAUAUUUGAUGAAAAAAAGGAUUUAAGUGGCAAAACGAUGAAGAGUUUGGAAGAUAUUACCUUAAAAGAUAUGGGAAGUACACUUCAGUUACAAAAAAUUGAUAAAAACUAAACGUUGUCAUUUGAUGUCGACAACUAUAAUAAAGUUCAUAAAAUAAUGUUA
Drosophila grimshawi is the source of this 2150-nucleotide messenger RNA. RefSeq names its product solute carrier organic anion transporter family member 74D. Gene Ontology annotation, molecular function: protein binding. The transcript is spliced from 6 exons. Gene Ontology annotation, biological process: transmembrane transport; sodium-independent organic anion transport. The record is from RefSeq and is a predicted model, not a curated record. Gene Ontology annotation, cellular component: membrane. Lineage: Eukaryota; Metazoa; Arthropoda; Insecta; Diptera; Drosophilidae. Bases 33 to 2099 code for a protein of 688 amino acids.